Molecule: messenger RNA, 233 nt
Organism: Acaulospora colombiana
Lineage: Eukaryota; Fungi; Glomeromycota; Glomeromycetes; Diversisporales; Acaulosporaceae
Source: the annotation of a GenBank genome assembly
GUCAAUACGUGAGAGCAUAUAAGCAAGCGAAAAGGCGUGAUGACGACAUUGCUAUUGUUAAUUCUGGACUAUCGGUCACGUUGGACGACGAAAAAACUGUUCGAGAAGCUUCGUUUUCUUUUGGUGGGAUGAGCGGGGUUAGCGUCAGAGCACCAAAGUCAGAAGAAUUUAUCUUGGGCAAAUCUUGGGGAGAGGAAGCUGUUCUCCGGGAGCUUCUCAGAAAUCUAAACGAG